Messenger RNA from Haemonchus placei, 222 nucleotides. The record is from the annotation of a GenBank genome assembly. Lineage: Eukaryota; Metazoa; Nematoda; Chromadorea; Rhabditida; Trichostrongylidae.
AUGCGAAGACGUGUUUGCCUGGUUCACCCUGAAAUUAAACGCCGGUCUGCACAAGUGCAAGUUAACGAACUCUUCUCGACGGCAGCUGCACGUCGACUUCGAGCCCAAUACGGCGGCAGUAACGGCAGCGGCAGUAGCCUCACCCAGGAGGCCGACAUCGUCACUUUCGAAAUCAAGGACGAUGGUAAGUUGGACAUGAUGUUCGGUUACACAUUGCACUAG